Molecule: messenger RNA, 632 nt
Organism: Lucilia sericata (common green bottle fly)
Lineage: Eukaryota; Metazoa; Arthropoda; Insecta; Diptera; Calliphoridae
Product: glutathione S-transferase S1-like
Exons: 3
Coding region: 39-617 (192 amino acids)
Biological process (GO): glutathione metabolic process
Molecular function (GO): glutathione transferase activity
Source: RefSeq, a predicted model, not a curated record
UUUCAAUACAAAUCUAAUAUCUAUUUUAGCUUUAAAUAAUGGCCGACGAAGCACAAGCACCACCCGCCGAAGCUGCACCAGCACCAGCUGAGGGUGAGGCAGCUGCCGCAGGUGAUGCACCACCAGCUGAACCCACUGAGCCCAUUAAGCACACCUAUACCCUAUUCUAUUUCAAUGUUAAGGCAUUGGCUGAGCCGUUACGUUAUCUUUUCGCAUAUGGCGGCAUUGAGUAUGAGGAUGUGCGCGUAACCCGUGAUGAAUGGCCAGCAUUGAAGCCGACUAUGCCUAUGGGUCAAAUGCCUGUUUUGGAAGUCGAUGGCAAACGUGUUCAUCAGAGCAUAUCAAUGGCACGUUUUCUAGCUAAAACUGUUGGUUUGUGCGGUGCCACACCCUGGGAAGAUCUACAAAUUGAUAUUGUUGUUGAUACCAUCAACGAUUUUCGUCUAAAAAUUGCAGUCGUCUCCUACGAACCAGAGGAUGAAAUCAAGGAAAAGAAAUUGGUCACAUUGAACAAUGAAGUCAUUCCAUUCUAUUUGGAGAAAUUGGAACAAACCGUUAAAGAUAACGAUGGUCAUUUGGCAUUGAACAAGGUAAGACAUUUAUCGAAAAGAUUUUAAAAUUGAGUUUUCUUA